AUGUCCCUAAAACAGAUGAAGUUACUUUAUCACUUAGAAGAAAGCGACACUAAUGGACAUCAACGUCUUAGGCGCGAGUUGCUUAUCUAUUACUGGGUGGGAUCUUCUUCAAGCCUCAACCUUCCCUGUCUUGCACUACUCAAUUUCUUCUCCUUCACUCUCCUCAGUGCUGCCGUCUACCUCAUCAUUCGUAUGGCUGCCACACUCACACUUCUAAAGCUUCCAAUUCUUCCUAACAAGCCACUACUGCCACGCCCCUCAACCUCAAAACUUGUUCCUUUUCCUUCCAUCUAUUCAAACUCAAAGUUAAAUAUCCCAAAGGCUUCUUCUCCUAACACACAGAAUUCCUCCUUCUUAGACCAAAAAAUCGAGGCUCUCAAGCCUGCUUUUCUUUCCCUCACGACAAUCACAUUUCCACUCUUGUUAGAUACCAAGGAUGCACUUGCUGUUGGAGGAGAGUUUGGGAUAUUGGAAGGAAGAUCAUUUGCUCUUGUACACCCCAUUGUCAUGGGUGGUUUUUUCUUCUAUACAUUGUGGGCAGGGUAUUUGGGGUGGCAAUGGCGGCGAGUAAGGACUAUCCAGAAUGAUAUCAAUGAACUCAAGAAACAAGUCAAACCUACCCCAGUUACCCCGGAUGGAAAACCAGUGGAAGAAGCAUCACCAUCACCAGUUGAACUCCAAAUACAGCAACUCACUGAGGAAAGGAAAGAGCUGAUCAAAGGUUCCUACAAAGAUAGACACUUUAAUGCAGGAUCCCUGCUUCUAGGAUUUGGGGUGCUUGAGUCAAUUGGUGGAGGAGUGAACACAUGGUUUAGGACAGGAAAGCUGUUUCCUGGUCCACAUUUAUUUGCAGGAGCAGGUAUUACAGUUUUAUGGGCACUGGCAGCAGCUCUAGUACCAGCAAUGCAAAAAGGAAAUGAAACAGCCAGAAAUCUUCACAUAGCACUUAAUGCAUUAAACGUUCUGCUUUUUGUGUGGCAGAUUCCCACUGGAAUUGACAUAGUGUUCAAGGUAUUUGAGUUCACAAAAUGGCCUUGA
Molecule: messenger RNA, 1038 nt
Organism: Sphenostylis stenocarpa
Lineage: Eukaryota; Viridiplantae; Streptophyta; Magnoliopsida; Fabales; Fabaceae
Source: the annotation of a GenBank genome assembly